AUGUCUUAUCUGCCCUUUGAUAGAAUACGGGGAACAAGACCCUUUGAGGUUACAGGUGUGGACUACGCUGGGGCUAUAAGCAUUACGGGUGAAAAUCCUCCAAAGAUAGUUUAUAUUUUCCUCUUCACUUGUGCUUUUACCAGAGCAAUACAUCUGGAAAUAAUAGAAGAUUUGAGUUCUGAUACAUUCAUGAAUAUGGUCAUAAGAUUUGCUGCCCGUCGCUCGUGCCCAAGAAGAUUAAUUAGUGAUAAUGGGACAAACUUUGUCGGAGCAGCCCCUUUAGUUAAGUCCAUCAUGGAUUGUAAAGAAGUAAGUACAGCUCUGCAAGUGAGGAAAUGUAGUUGGACAUUUGUUGCACCUAGAGUCCCCUGGCAAAACGGGUUCACAGAAAGAAUGAUAGGAAUAGUAAGGAACUGUCUGAGGAAGACCCUUCAUAAAACUAGAACAACUCUUGAUGAAUUGAGGACGGCAGUCACCAAAAUAGAAAUUAGAGUUAACAACAGACCGCUUACGGAUUUAGAUGACUCUAACCCUAUCAUAGAAGUCUUACCUCCAGCUCACCUGUUGUAUGGUAGACGGGUAGAUCCCCUUCCUUCUUUAGAUGUACAGGACGAACUGGAGGAUCUGAAUGUGGUCGACCUCGCUUCUGAACAGAAACUUAGACAAAGCUACAAAAGGUUACAGAAGGUACUAGAAGGCUGGGAUCGAGAAAAAGCUAACGGUGCUCUCCCAGCAACGAAUAAAGUUUUGCUUAAACUUGGAGAGGUCGUUCUACUGAAAAAAGAACAACCUCGAUCAAGGUGGCCAUUGGCAAAAAUAGUAUCUGUGCAUCCAGACGACAAAGGGGUGAUUAGGGUAGUAAAAGUCAUCGUAAAGAGUCAAACUAGUCUGAAAACUAUUAACAAACUUGUUCCUUUAGAGUUGCCCGAAAUCAAAGUAGAAGAAAGGUCUAGUGAUGAGGAUGAACCGGUCGACCAAGGUGACAAGAGGACAUCUCGUUCCACUGGAGCAGCCGCCUUGAGUUCCCAAAAGCUUUGGAGGGGAUUGCUUGUUAAGAGCCACAUAACAUGA
Molecule: messenger RNA, 1071 nt
Organism: Homarus americanus (American lobster)
Lineage: Eukaryota; Metazoa; Arthropoda; Malacostraca; Decapoda; Nephropidae
Exons: 1
Coding region: 1-1071 (356 amino acids)
Biological process (GO): DNA integration
Molecular function (GO): nucleic acid binding
Source: RefSeq, a predicted model, not a curated record